Molecule: messenger RNA, 1044 nt
Organism: Thyridium curvatum
Lineage: Eukaryota; Fungi; Ascomycota; Sordariomycetes; Thyridiales; Thyridiaceae
Exons: 2
Coding region: 1-1044 (347 amino acids)
Biological process (GO): fatty acid beta-oxidation
Cellular component (GO): mitochondrion
Molecular function (GO): enoyl-CoA hydratase activity
Source: RefSeq, a predicted model, not a curated record
AUGCCUGCACGCAUAACACCCGUCGCUACCCUCUCACGAGCCCUCCGGCGGCAGCAGGCUCUCGCGAGCCGCACCAAGCUCUCCGGAUUCUGGUACUCGACCGAGGCGAACCCGGGCCCGCUGGUCCAGGUGACCGACCUGCCAGCGCCCAACAGCGGCCACAUCCGCGUCCUCGAGCUCAACAGGCCGGCUGCGCGCAAUGCUAUCUCGCGAGCGCUGCUGUACAGCCUGCGCGACGAGAUCGAGGCCGUGCACGCGCAGUACAAUGCCGAGACGGGCGCCGAGAUCGAGCAGCCGGGCUUCAAGACGAGGUUCAGCGGUCCCGCGGGCGAUGCCGAGAAGGGUCCGACUCGCGCCUUGAUUAUUGCCAGUGCUGUUGAUACCUGCUUCUGCGCGGGCGCAGACCUCAAGGAGCGGAAGGGAUUUACGCAGGAAGAGACCGCAGCCUUCCUCACGACCCUCCGCGCCACCUUUGCCUCCCUAUCUGCCCUCCCGAUCCCCACGAUAUCGGCCAUCUCGUCGGUCGCUCUGGGCGGCGGCCUCGAGCUCGCCCUCUCGACGCACAUGCGCGUCCUCUCUUCCAACGCCAUGGUCGGGCUCCCGGAGACGAAGCUAGGCAUCAUUCCGGGCGCCGGCGGCACUUACCGACUGCCCGCCCUCAUCGGGGUGCCCCGGGCCCGCGACAUGAUCAUCACCGGCCGCAGGGUCUCCGCGCCCGAGGCCUACUUCCUCGGCAUCGCCGACAGGCUCGUCGAGGUCCUGCCCGAGGAGCAGCAGGAGGGCCGGUCGGAGAAGAGCGACGCGGAGAAGAGCCAGGAGGUCCUGCGCAGCGCGCGGAGGUCGGUCCUGUCCGAGGCCGUCCGCCUGUCGCACGAGAUCUGCGAGGGCGGGCCCGUGGCCGUCCGGGCCGCGCUGCAGGCGGUGCAGCACCCCAUCGAGGCCGUCGAGAACAAGAUGUACGAGCGGGUCGUUGCGACCGAGGACAGGAACGAGGCGCUCAAGGCCUUCUCCGAGAAGAGGAAGCCGGUGUUCAAGGGCCGCUAG